Messenger RNA from Adineta ricciae, 2466 nucleotides. Lineage: Eukaryota; Metazoa; Rotifera; Eurotatoria; Adinetida; Adinetidae. The record is from the annotation of a GenBank genome assembly.
AUGGAACAAAAUCAUGAUGAUUUUCGAAAUGAAGUACGACAACUUCAGCGUUUCAAUGAUUAUUAUAUAAUAUUCAUCGAUGAACAUUUACGAUUCAGAAAUGAUUCUCAGUUAUUUCUUGAUUGUCUUCAAAGAUCCACCAAUGAAAAUAUCUUUUGUUUUGAUGAUAUUCACUCAAUGACACAUUGGAUUGAUCAAAUGAAUAUAAUGACCAAAAUCUUCUUGAUUAUAUCUGAUUCAUUAGAAGAAAAACAUCAAAAUGAAAUUGCGAAGAUGAACAAUAUCGAAUAUAUUUAUAUUAUUCAUUCUGAUCAUGUUGAAUACAGGAAAUGUUUUUCUAAUAUUCGAAGAAUCUUUAAUGAGAAAACCGAUCUACUUACUCAAAUGUCCCAUGAUGUUAAACAAUUGACCACACAAUGGACAUUUGAUAAGCAAAAUUCAUUUUUAAAAGCAUCAGCAUAUGAUAUUCGAUGGUAUCAAUUAUUUAUCAAAGUUCUUUUGUAUUUACCUUGUUCUGAAAAUGAUUGGAAUGAAAUGUUCAAUGAAUGUCAAUUGUAUUACAAAGACAAUGUCGUCACUUUACAAAAGAUUGAUGUUUUUCGACGAGAAUAUACCCGUGAACAAGUUAUUGAUUAUUAUACACAAGACAAUUUCAUCUAUCGAAUCCUAAAUUCCGCUUUACGAACGCAUCAUAUGAAUACUAUUUACAAAUUUUAUCCUCUUAUUCAAGAUUUAUCGAAACAAUUGGAUCAACAUUAUCGAACUUAUGUAUUGAACUUAAAACGUCGCAAAACAACGCCAUCUAUUCGAAUUGUAUAUCGAGGUCAAUAUCUCACUCCUACAGAAUUGGAACAAUUAAGAAAUGUUUGUCGAUCUCGACAAGGGAGUGUUUUACUUAGUAUGUUUGGUUCCACUACUCUUGAUCCCCGAAUUGCGAUGAGUUUCAUUCAGAGUGAUCACCCAGAAAAUAUUUCAUGCUUUUUUCAAAUUAUUAUUCCAGAUUAUUAUUAUCGUAAUCAAGGUUCGGCAUUCUCAUAUCAUUCGCAAAUGUUUCUCAAUAUUUCGAACUUUUCUUCGAUGCCUCAUGAACAAGAAGUUCUCUUUUCGGUAAUGAGUCGCUUUCGAGUGAAAUACGUUGGUCGUCCGACGAAAAAUCGUUCAUGGAUUCCUAUUACUUUAGAAUUCUAUCAGGAUUAUCUCGGCUUCGAUUCUCGUUGGCAUCAAAUUAAAGAUAUGGUUUGUCAUGAAAGUGAUGAAAUGAAAAAAGAAUUAUUCGAACUUGUAGAAAAAUAUGCUAACAAACCAACCAAUUGGGAUGUCUGGUGGAAACGAUUAACAGGUGAACUUGGAGCACGGAGACAAGAUGGUGAACCUUUUGUGGUGACUCUUUAUGAAUGCUUUGGUGAUCCAGAGUCAUUGAUGAAAGCAAUUGAAUUACGCAAAAGACAUUUGGAGAAUCAUUCAAAAUGGAAAGAUUUUUCUGAUCCUAUUUUUCUUAUAGACGAAAUGAAAUAUGGGAAACCAACACGAAUUAUUACUCUAUACGAAUUAUUUCUUCGAAAGAUGAAUUUCUCGGAAUUGGAUACAGAUGAUGUCAUUCAAUCAUUGAAACAUGCUGGAGAUGCUUACGCAGAAUGUGGAUGUUUUCAUCAAAACGCUUUGGAAUGUUACGAAAAAGCUUUACAGUUAGUUGAAAAUCAUUCCGAUCACAAAACGAUCUCUGCCUUGCAAAAUCGAAUCAAGAGACUUUCAUCACAUCAACAAUCUGACUGCUCGAAAACAUUGACAAAGGAAAAAGCGAACAACUCUUCGUUCGAUGAGAUACCAGUGAAAACAUCGAACUAUGAAACUGAACAUUUACAAUGGUCUACUUUUUGGAAAUUCCGUCAAGCCAUUCGUCCUAUACGCGAUACCAAUAGAUGCUUAAAUAUUCGUUUACAAUAUCUUCAUAUGUUCCUUAAAGAAAAAGAAGAAUGGUUGGAUAAUACCUACUUAAGGAUCUUCUUUAAUUUACCCUUUCAAAACAGUCAACGAAGCUUCGAACCAGUUGAAUAUCUUUAUCAAUCAUUUUAUUUCUCCGUAUGGACUUAUCUCUAUAAAAGUAUGCUGUGUUUUAAGGAUCAUUCAUUCAAUCAAUAUCUAUAUGAAACAUUUAUCAAUGAAUGGGUCACUUUCAACGAUCUUAAACAAAAAUUAGGAGUUUAUUGUAUUGAUCAACGAGGAACUCUUUCGCCUUUAUUUGUCAUAAUUGAACGAAUUCUGAAAAAAUUAACUUUAAUGAUUACGAUGUGUACUCUUAUGGUUACUAUUCCAUCUGGAACUGGUAGACAUCAGAUAAUGAUCGAUAUGGAUCAAAUUAGAUUUCAAACUGAUAUAUGUAUUCAUCCAACCAAACUAGUUUUCUUUGAUCUAGAUAAUGAAAUCAAAGAAAACACAGUCGAAGUAGAAUCUAUUCAGAAAAAAUGA